AUGCCCCGACAGCUGCACCUCGGCGGUUUCGAGAUCGCCUCGCACGUCGCCCACUCCCACGCCGCCUGGCGCCACCCCGGCAGCGACCUCGACUUCCUGAGCCCGGACUACUGGCACCGGGUCGGGCGCACGCUCGAGCGGGGCCUGUUCGACUUCGUGUUCUUCGCCGAUCUGCUGGCCGUGCCGACCAACUUCGGCGACGACGAGUCCGAGGCGCUGCGCCGCGGCACGCAGGCCAGCGCCACCAUCGACCCGUCGCUGGUCGUCGCGAGCAUCGCGGCCGUGACCCGGCAGCUCGGCGUCGCGAUCACGAAGAGCACGACCUACUUCCACCCCUUCGAGGUGGCCCGCGUCCUCGCCACGCUCGACCACCUCUCGGGCGGGCGCGCCGGCUGGAACAUCGUGACCUCGCUGUCGCGCGCCGAGGCCCGCAACUUCGGCUUCGACCAGGGCCUCGAGCACGACCUGCGCUACGACCGGGCCCAGGAGUUCGUCGAGGCGGCUGUCGCGCUGUGGGAGAGCUGGGAGCCGGGCGCGCUGGUCGGGGACAAGACCGGCGGGCUGUUCGCCGACCCGGACAAGGUGCACCGGGUCGACCACGACGGGCGCUUCUACCGCACCCGCGGCCCGCUGCCGACGCCGCGCUCGCCGCAGGGCAGGCCGACGCUGUUCCAGGCGGGCUCAUCGCCCAAGGGCAAGGACUUCGCCGCACGGUGGGCCGACGCGAUCUUCGAGAUCGACCCCACGCCGGAGGGGCGGCGCGCCUACUACGACGACGUCAAGAGCCGGGCGUCGAACGCGGGCCGGAACCCCGACGACGUGCUGAUCUUCCCGUCGUUCAUCCCGUUCGUCGGCGAGACCACCGCGAUCGCCCGCGAGAAGCAGGCGUUCCACAACGAGCUCGCCGAUCCGGUCUCCGGACUCAUCACGCUCUCGGUGCACACCGACCACGACUUCUCCGACUACGACCUCGACGCCCCC
Messenger RNA from Theobroma umbraticum, 981 nucleotides. The record is from RefSeq and is a predicted model, not a curated record. NCBI's taxonomy places the organism in Eukaryota, Viridiplantae, Streptophyta, Magnoliopsida, Malvales, Malvaceae.